AUGAUAGAAAUCAAGACCGGCGAAACAGUCUACGCGAAUGUAACCAAAAAAGAACCAGUUGUAAAGUGGCCAGUUCGUGAGGGUAAAUUUUACGCUUUGUUUAUGGGUGGUCUAGCUCCUAUUUAUGAUCUCGCUUGGGAAAGAGGUUGGGAUGAGUCACUCGGUGAUCAAGUAGAUCAACAAUGGGAAAACUGGGUCGUUGUAAAUAUACCUGGAAGCGGUCGUAAAGUCGAUUUUGGAGAGGAACUAGUAUCUUACUAUCAUUUACCAGUGCCAUAUAAAAACACCACCGAUCGUAUAUCAUUUUGGAUUUGGGAACAGCCUGAAAAGUUUGAGAACCCCAAGUACGACAGAGGUAUCGAAAAUAGGAAUCGAUUCGGGGACAGGUAUAUGAUUCAAACAUUCACCAAGCAAUUUCGACUUGGCGACCCAUGGGCAGGAGAUUUUUUCGUUCUGUCUCCAUUUCCACAAUCGUAG
Messenger RNA from Planococcus citri (citrus mealybug), 477 nucleotides. Its product is annotated as protein D2-like. The record is from RefSeq and is a predicted model, not a curated record. The coding region runs from base 1 to 477 and encodes 158 amino acids. Lineage: Eukaryota; Metazoa; Arthropoda; Insecta; Hemiptera; Pseudococcidae. The transcript has 4 exons.